CCAGCUCACCGCAUCUCAUGUUGUCCAGCGCCCAAAGCAAUCUCCAUCUGCAACGUCUCUAUCUGUGAAGACUACUUCCACUGGCUCACUCGGACUCGAUAUUGGCCUCAAGAGCACCAGUUUCAUUCUCUGACCCACUUUCUCCUAGACCAUAUGGCACGCAAAGGCAGCCGCAAGGUCAGGACAGGUUGCUAUACAUGCAAAAUACGCAAAGUAAAAUGCGACGAAAAGCAUCCCUCCUGCCACCGCUGCACGUCAACGGGCCGCAAAUGCGACGGCUACGUUGUGGUCGCCGCCACGGGCCUCACCUUCCAUCGGCCAAGCCACCUCUUUCAGUCCAUCGACCAGCCUGGCGAAGGCCGUGCCCUGCAGUUCUUCCACGAGCGGGUUGCGUCCUUUCUCUCGGGACCCUUUGACUCGUACUUUUGGACCCACGUCGUCAUGCAGUUCAGCGGCUUCGAGCCUGCCGUCCGGCACUCUAUCAUCGCCAUCAGCACGCUUUAUGAGGACUUCAAUAGCGGGCGGGGAACCACUUGUCUGUUACGUGAUAAUAGGCUUGCACUUGGGCACUACAAUGCUGCUAUUAAGAAGCUGCGCACUGUGAAGAACGAGCCGCUUGUCCUGCUGGUGUGUAUCUUGUUUAUAUGUAUCGAGUACUUGCAGGGUAAUCGGACGCAGGUGAUCAGUCACACUCGGCACGGCAUUGAUAUACUACAGCAGAUAAUGGCUGCGUACCCCUGGACCAAAGAGUAUCUGGCCCCUAUAUUCCGACGGCUCGCCGUCGUCCCCCUUUUCUUCGGUGAGGAAAUCCACCAAUUUCCCGAGGUGCCCGAACUAGAUGAGCCCAUUCCCGACCACUUCUCCUCGUUCGCCGAAGCGCAGUACUUCAACGACGGCUUGCUUAACCGAACAGUACGACUCAUCCGCUUCGGGGACCCGUAUUACCGACGCGGACAACUGCGUCGCGGCCCAGACGAGUUGAAAGCAUCCCAAGCUUACCUUAGAGAAUCCUUAGACGCAUGGCACACCCGCUUCAUCGGGUUACAGAACAAAUUCCAUCUGUGCGAAGACACCGACACCGGCUGCUGCAACCUUCUCUUGCGCUACGACGUCGCGCGCAUCUGGACCGACCUCGCCAACGAUCCGGACGAGACGAAGUACGACGCCUACACCCCGGUCUUCGAUUCCAUCGUCCGUCGUGCGACGCGACUGGCCCCCGUCCGCAUUGGGGACACUACCGUGAAACCAAGUGCCGUGUUCAGUUUUGAAAUGGGCCGCCUCUCCAUGAUCUACUUCGUCAUCAUGAAAUGCCGGCACCUGCCCACGCGACUCGAGGCGUUGGCGCUGAUGCGAAAUUACGGUAUUGCGCGGGAGACGCUAUGGGAGGUAAGGCAGAUGUACCCUGUCGGUCGGCGGAUCGUCGAGAUUGAACAUGAUUUGGUGCUUGAUAUGGAUGAUCAGCCUUGUGGGGAAAACGAAGAGGUGGAGGUGGACUGGGAGGCGAUGCCGCCGCUGAAGAGUAGGGUACUGGAUUUCGCGUCGAGUCCGAAUGAAAAGGUCAUGAUCGGGGCCGAUGGGACGGUGGUGAAGGGCAUGAUGGCGAGUUUUAUGAUGAGGGAUGACGACGGGAAGGUGGUUCGUCGGACGGAAUUUUUGCCUUGGGGGUUGGGGGAGGAGUGAAGGGGCCGGGCUGGUAUAGUCAGUAACUUAUGACUUUCGAUGCAACUGCCGGAGUCGGAGGGACUUUUCUGAUUCCAGGUAUGAUGCUCAGAUGCUCCUCAUCGGUGUUGCCGCUUGGUAGCACGCAGCUGACCUCUGUAUUCCGAUACGAUAUCCACAGCAUCCAUGGUCCGCUAUAUCCCAAGAUUGUCCGCCUACAUGAUCUAUUCAUUUAUUAUCAUGAAAAUUUUGGUGACAUCGGAGGACAACUCACAGUUAUUACAUACCAGUUCCGCGCCCUACGCUGGCCCAUGCUCGUCUAGAUCUCCUGGGUUUACUGCAGAUAUUCUCUGUCGUGUUCUGCAUUUGAAGCCGCUAGAGUUUCCCUCCAUUCCAGGUGCUCCAUGUAGACCUGACGAUAGUCAUUCUGUCAGCGAAAUGCAGUGUGGUCGUAACGUCAUCGGUAGCAUGAUCGCAAUGAUUAUGAG
Molecule: messenger RNA, 2147 nt
Organism: Pseudomassariella vexata
Lineage: Eukaryota; Fungi; Ascomycota; Sordariomycetes; Amphisphaeriales; Pseudomassariaceae
Exons: 2
Coding region: 154-1680 (508 amino acids)
Biological process (GO): regulation of DNA-templated transcription
Molecular function (GO): DNA-binding transcription factor activity, RNA polymerase II-specific; zinc ion binding
Source: RefSeq, a predicted model, not a curated record